AUGAAGCAUCAUUUUAUGGCUACUGAUAAUCAAAUUUGCUCCAUCCAAACAGCUGAAUUUUCGUUCCGAUCACUGUGCACUAGCUCUUCCGAUAGGCUAGAUCUAGGAUACCGACAGCUAUGGCUAUAUGCUAUACGUCAUUACAUGGCCAUCCCUCUACCUGCAAAAAAUGAUGAGGAUCUUCUGGUAAAGCCAGAUCGCGGGAAGCUUGAUGAGAGAGCUCUUUACGAAAUGGCUAAACUUGCCCAGAGACUUGGUUUUGGUUCGAAGGAGAUAGAUACCCUUCUUAAAAAGUCCCCAGACCGCCUGAUAGCUCGUAAUGCUUUGCUCCAAGCUCGACAACUUGACUAUUUCCAAUACGAUCCAACCCAAUUUGAGACCCUUAUUGAUCGCGUUUCUGCAUGUUUUUCCUUCGCUGCUGAAUAUAGGAAGCCGGAGUCUGAGCUUCUAGCUGAUAUCGAUGUCUCUCCACGUGCUAGAUGCGGGUUUCCUCAGAAUAUCUCUCAUCUCUUUCUUAAUGAGAUGCACUUGAAGACUCCAUUCUCUCCUGUUACAACGCUCUUCGUACGGCGUUGUUUUUACUUCGCUUUCUUUGGGAGACGCUCGCUUCCUGAUCGAGGAUCUUCAAAGUCAGGGACUGUGCCACCAAGAAAUACUUCUCCUUUAUCAGCCGAUGAAGAUGAAUCAAUGGGGUCCCCUGAGCCAGCCGACAAUACAUCAGAAGAAUCACCUAGGAAAGGACGUUCAAUCCACGAGAACUUUGUGACCCGAAAACUCUUAGAGGGACAAAGAGUCUCAUUUGUCAAAGCAGAUACGAUAUCCGACCAGGACAUAGGAGGUGAGAGCCCGCUAGCAGAUGACUCAAUUGUCUCAUUAAGUUAUGAUGAGCCUGACGUAAGCUCAGACAGCCUAUUGAUCGAUCCCUUAGUGUUGCGACCUUCGCAGAACUCUGUUACAGACUCAAUUGAUGGAAACCAUUCAGAUUACUCCAACCAGCCAUCAACGCCUAACAAAAGCGAGUCGGAAUACGAGAAUCAAGGCCAGGCUAAUCCAGACCUUACCAGGGAGUACUCCCCCUCUAUCUACUCUACCAGGAGGAGGACAAGUACCGGGAACGAAGAGGUUGGAAUACCAGGCCGAAUUUCUCCGGACUUAGCAAGAUAUACUCAAGAGAGGGAAAGAAUCGAUAAAGACUGGGAACGAGAAAGGCUGGAGCAGGAACCUGGCAUAAGCGUUCCAAAGCACAUUGAAGUCCCUCAAUCAUUGAACAGUUCAGAAGGUCCCACUUUUCCUGAAAGUCUUAGUCACCCAUACGACACUAGCAAAAGUAAUUCAUCUAGCCCGGCCCCUUAUGUCGAGCCGGAGAUGGUGGAUCAGCCGGCAGGUAGCUUAUCUGAAGGGCUGCAUAUGCAUGCUCAGCCGAAGUCGAUCGAAUUUCAUUUCUGGUCCUUUGAGCGCGGAGAGUGGCAAGUGGUAAAUUCUCUUUGGGUCAAUCCCUCGGACACGUCGCAUGUAGAAAGCAUUACCAAGAAGUAUAUGAGGAAAGAAUUCUCAAUCUAUGAUAGGUUUUUGAAUAGUCACAGCCCCAAAACAUGUUUUGCAGCAGGCGUUGCGGAUGGGAAUAAUACAGUAUUUGUCCUUUCAAAAGAAGAAGAGGAUAAACUUGUGGCCAAGGGUAAGAUGAAGAGAAACAAAAUCAUCAUGUUAAUGCCUGCGGAUCGGGAUCAGUCAGAAAGAGCAACAAAGCGGGCUCGUGUGAUUGAUUCCUAG
This is a messenger RNA of Penicillium malachiteum, 1770 nucleotides long. RefSeq lists its product as uncharacterized. Bases 1 to 1770 code for a protein of 589 amino acids. The record is from RefSeq and is a predicted model, not a curated record. The transcript has a single exon. NCBI's taxonomy places the organism in Eukaryota, Fungi, Ascomycota, Eurotiomycetes, Eurotiales, Aspergillaceae.